This is a messenger RNA of Manduca sexta (tobacco hornworm), 1249 nucleotides long. RefSeq names its product solute carrier family 22 member 4-like. The coding region runs from base 192 to 1082 and encodes 296 amino acids. Lineage: Eukaryota; Metazoa; Arthropoda; Insecta; Lepidoptera; Sphingidae. Gene Ontology annotation, molecular function: transmembrane transporter activity. Gene Ontology annotation, cellular component: membrane. Gene Ontology annotation, biological process: transmembrane transport. The record is from RefSeq and is a predicted model, not a curated record. The transcript is spliced from 7 exons.
AACAUAUUUUACAAUUAUAUUUAAAUAAAUGUAUUAAUAACUAUGUGUACAUAAACACACAUUGUUUUCAAAUUUAUAUUACUAUAUGUUAUAAGUGUGUUCUUGGUACUAUACACGAAGACGUGACUAGCGAUGUCCUUGGAAAAAUCGGUUCUUGGCAGUGGCUAGUAACAUUUGUUUCAAGCACAUUUAUGCUAUCAACUAUAUUUAAUCAUUACGAAGAUAUUUUUCUUAUGGAACCGUAUGGAGUAAUAUGCGUAACGUCUCAACACUCCGAAGUAACAAACAAGAGUCUCUGUUUCAUCUCUCUCAAAAGUAACGAGUCAUUACUUCAAUGUAACAAAUGGAAUGUGAACUUGCUGUGGCUUAUUUGGUUAAAAAAAACUUGGCUUGUAUUUUGUGAUCAUAAGUUGAAACUUCUAACAACAGCAUUAAUAAGCCGUUUUGGUUUAGUGUUCGGAUUUAUAAUUUAUGGAUUGAUUUCAGACAGUUUUGGAAGAAAAACUGCUAUUAAAAUAAAUAUAUAUUCCGAUCUAGGAAUGGGACUCCUUAUGACAUUUUGUGAUUCCGAAGGCUGGUUCCGACUAUUAGUGUUCUUAAAAUCAUUAUUUUAUAGCGCAAAUUUUUACAUGGGACUUUUAAUAGUUUGCGAGAUUGCAAGCAACAGAUGGCGCUCUCGGCUAAGCAUGAUUGUAAUCACUCCCCGGUUGCUGGCUUCUGUGUGUAUGGUGCCUCUAGGAAACCACGCACUAAAUUCUGAAACAUACAACUUUGUUUCAUCUAUUCUGUGCGUUGUAUAUAUUAUUUUACUCAGAUGGACUCCAGAGUCUCCGCAAUGGUUAUUGUUUAACAGGAGAGUAGAAUUAGCUGAAAAAAUAUUAUUGGAUGCUGCUAAAAGAAAUGGCAUUAAACUAUGUGAUGAUUUCAAAAUUCGCCCAAUUAAUCAUAGAGCGUACAAUAGCAUAGACAGAAUCAGCUACAUGUGUGGGAGUUUUAAGUACCCACAACACCAGAGUAAUAGUUUUGGUUAUUUGUGUGUUCUGGCUGCUCUACUAUUUCUCAUGGAGUUCGCUUUAUGUUAGAGUAUACAGCGAGAAAGAUACCAGUCAAUUGCUAAUAAAGACAUUCUGCUUCAUCGGAACUCUUGGGUGCCUUACAGCUAUAUUAUCUGCAAAGUUGACGUUACGAUGUUUAUUGUUGGGACAUGUACUUGUGGCAGGCGUUUGCACUAGCAGCGUUAUAUUCUUUU